This is a messenger RNA of Clonostachys rhizophaga, 1575 nucleotides long. The record is from the annotation of a GenBank genome assembly. NCBI's taxonomy places the organism in Eukaryota, Fungi, Ascomycota, Sordariomycetes, Hypocreales, Bionectriaceae.
AUGGCUUCGAAGAUUAUUGAUCAAGGCUCACCCCCUGGCUCUCCUCGCAAGAGCACAGAGAGCGUCGCGCAAGACGAGUACGCUGAACCAGUUCAGGUCAAUGGGAUCCGACAGAACCACCAUGAGAUCUACGAAGAAGCCCUACGACGAUAUCCAAACGAUGAUGCUAUUGACUCGGAAGCAGAAAGAAAGUUAGUCCGCAAACUGGACAUGCGCAUUCUCCCUCUCUUAGGCAUCUGCUACUUCUUCUAUUACGUUGAUAAGACGACAUUAUCAUAUGCAGCCAUUUUCGGCCUGAAGGAGGGACUUAACCUACAGGGACAAGAGUAUUCGUGGUUGUCAAGCUGCUUCUAUUUCGGUUGGCUCGUCUGGGCCAUUCCAUCCAACCUGCUGAUGCAGCGCAGCCCGCCAGCAUGGUAUCUGUCAUUUAAUAUCUUCAUGUGGGGGGCACUCCUCAUGGCCCAGGCUGGUGCGCACAAUUUCGCUGGGCUGCUGGCACUUCGGAUCCUAUCUGGUGCUUUCGAAGCCAUUGCCGACCCCGCCUUCAUGCUGAUUACUACAAUGUUCUUUACCCGGGAAGAACAGCCAUCUCGUAUUUCCGCAUGGUAUGCGUGGAACGGUAUCGGCGUCGCCGGUGGAGGGUUGAUUGGAUAUGCAAUCGGACACAUCCAGGGCGCUCUCGCCUCCUGGCGUUAUGAGUUCAUUAUUGUGGGCGCAUUUUGCUCCUUCUGGGCGAUCGUCCUCGUACUGAUGCUUCCAAACUCGCCCACCACGAUCUGGGGAUUUACCAAGGAAGAGAAGCUCAUCAUGAUUGCUCGCCUUCGAAGGAACCAAACUGGUGUUGAGCAAGGAAAAAUCAACUGGAAGCAGAUCCGAGAGGCCUAUUGCGACUACAAGACCUGGCUCUUCACACUCCUUGGCUUCGUUGCCAACAUCCCUAAUGGCGGGAUCUCCAACUUCUCAACUCUUGUUAUCAAAGGACUCGGCUUCAACACGCUAAAUACGGCCCUUCUUGGCAUCCCGCAAGGUGUAAUUGUCGUCAUCUGGAUCGGCCUUGGCGCCUUGGCGAACAAGUACAUGCCUAAGAACAGCCGCACUUUAGUGUGUGCAAUGUUCAUGAUCCCGACCAUCGCUGGGGCUUUGGGGUUCUUGCUUGCGCCUAACAAUGCUUAUGUUGGGCGUCUCAUCUGCUUCUACCUCACCGGAUCAUACCAGGCCUCUUUUGUUAUUUCCCUAUCGUUGAUUACGUCCAAUACUGGCGGACAAUCUAAGAAAAUGAUCGUUUCCGGGAUGAUAUGGUUUGGUGCAUGCAUCGGAAAUAUCGUUAGCCCUUUCUUCUAUCUUACCGAGCAAGCCCCCACAUACCGUCUCGGAAUUGGCUCCUUACUCGUGGCUAAUGUCGUUGAACUCGCUCUCUUCUUCGUCUUCCGUUAUGCUUUCAAAUGGGAGAACAGGCGCAAAGAGAAGAAACGCGCGGAACUACGAGCGGAAGGCAUCUCUACAGAGUCAUUGAACGCCACGGCUUUCACCGACAUGACAGACAAGGAGAACCCAAACUUUGAAUAUGUCUACUAG